CGCGAAUUACGUAUUAUUAUUACCGUCCCUCGUGAAUCGUCAUUAUUUGAUGAUUAAUCGGAAAUUCGCGACAAUGUCUGUCGGUUUUCCGGUUUUCCCAUAUGCGGUGUAGCGAUACGUCCGAUAACGGAUGGCGAUAAUGACGGCCCGAUAAAACGGCCGAGACGGAAUUGCGCCGCUCGUGUGAGAUGACCGUCGGGCCAUGUGCGAGAUCCGCAGUGUCUUCUUCUGACGCGACGAGGAAGCGUGGACGAGGGGAUGUCGAGGCUGGACGCGUACGAGCUCACGCACCCGGAAUCGCUGUCGGAGCACCAGCUCCGCGAGAUCCUGAAGAACAGCUGCAUUGAGAUCCUCAAGUUCGAAAAGUUAUGUAGAAGCGAACUGCUGGAAAUGUAUAAACGAGUUGCGAUGCCUUUACCUCAACGGCAGCGUGAAAAUGGCAAGGGCCCAAGCGCAGUAGAUACGACAGCAGAAAAGUCCUUUACAGCUAUAAGUGAUAACGAUACACACAGCUUAGCUGCAGGCUUGAACAGAGGAAAGAGGAUAUUCCAAACGUCUCAGCUUCAAGCAGAUAAAUUAAAGCCUCCCCUUAACGAUCAAAAGUCAAUGAAUAAGAAGAUUCGAUUAUGUUCUACGCCGAAAGUAGAAAUUGGGUGCAAUGGAAUUUACAAACGCAAUUCCGAGGAACAGUGCGAGGAAUCACUACCGAAAAAACGUCAGAAGAUCACGUGGCCGUAAACAAUAAAAGAAAGAUGUUGCUCUAUUUUUUUUUAAAUUUGUUACUAGGAAUUCGAUUUUAAGUAGCAGUAUGCUAAUACAACGAUUUCUGUAUCACAUGGUUGAGCUUGCAAUGUUUGGCCAGUGUAUAAAGAAAACCGUAUGCGAAGAUUGCUUGCCAAUCUUGUCCAUAAAAUAUUUGAGUGAAUCGAUUUAAUAUGUUGAAUCAUGCUGAUUUAAACAGACAGAGAUAUUAAUGUUAAUAACUCUUAUGUUAUUAUGUUUCUCGAUUUUUUUAAAUCCAAAUAACAUAAAAUGUGAUGAUUCUAUAGGUAGGUCGGAUGAUUUUACGAGUAGGUCUAAUUUUAUACAUAGUUUAUUAUAUAAAUUAGGAAGAAAACAGAAAUUAUAUGACUAUUAGAUUUGGCAGCUGGUAAUACAUACAAGAAAAUCUUACAUAUAUUAUGUUUAAUAUAUGUAUCUGCAUCUGUAUCAUUGUAUCGAUUUUUUAUUUAAUCGAGCAACCAACAAAUUGUACAUACAUGACAUAAUGGGUCAAUUAUAAGCAGAAUCAUAAGCCUUGUAAUUUUUUCUCAUAAGACUUAUAAGAAUUUAUGACUAUCAUUGUAAUUCUUCUUGCAUACAUCUUAAACCUAAGACGUACGAUAAUUCAUAAAUAUCUAUUCCUCGUAAAUAAUCGUAAAUCUUAUGGCUAGCAAGAAGCUAUAAAGAUCUAUGAAGAUAUUAUAAAAUUGUAAGCACUUAGUCAUAAGUUCUUACAACGUUUUACGAAAACAGGUUACGAGUCUUACGAUUCUGCUUAGUAUUAAGCCAUAAAAUUGAAUUAGACAUUAAAUCAGCGGUAUUUAGAGAUAAACGAAUCGACAGACGCGUGCGUUAGUUAAGGUGAUUUUAUUUUCCUGCAAUGUAGAGAUAUAAACAGUAUUAUAAGCAAUGAUGAAUUUACUUAAAAAAAUGAUUAUCUUUUUGUAAUGCAUAAUAUCGAUCGCUUGUUAUUCACGUCGUAUGCAGUGCCUCACAUUGUGAAGUGAAAAUAUCGAUAGUAUUUGUAAAUUCAGAAUUUACAUGCACAUAUUAAGUCUGCUCUUUGUAGCUGCAUUAUUCUUUACCUUCUGCACUUAAAAUAGAAAUAGACUGAAAUAGAUAAUUAAAUCAAAAGUUGGAAAAAAGAGAAAAGAGGGUUCAGCUACAAAGAGUAAACUUGCAUCGAUUGAUGUUUGCGCUGCGCGUGAUCUAUACGGUGUAUGCGACAUUUUUGUGUGUGCAACGUUUAUCGAUAAGAUAAUGAUUACUCAUUCAUAUCUGAAUAAUUGAUCUUAAUUGUUUUGACAUUGAAUAAAAUAUCAAUGCGGA
Molecule: messenger RNA, 2091 nt
Organism: Wasmannia auropunctata (little fire ant)
Lineage: Eukaryota; Metazoa; Arthropoda; Insecta; Hymenoptera; Formicidae
Exons: 4
Coding region: 259-738 (159 amino acids)
Biological process (GO): embryonic morphogenesis
Cellular component (GO): tRNA-splicing ligase complex
Source: RefSeq, a predicted model, not a curated record